AUCAUGGGCAGGCCUGGGGCCCUGCUAGCUGCGCUCUGGGCACUCGUGGCCACCGGAGCUGCCACAUUACGCAUCGGUGCCUUCAACAUCCAGAGCUUUGGCGACAGCAAAGUGUCUGACUCGGACUGUGGAGGUGUCAUCGCUCAGAUCCUGGCUGGGUAUGAUGUUAUGCUGGUGCAGGAGGUGCGAGACCCAGACCUGAGCGCGGUGUCUGCGCUCAUGGAGCAGAUCAACAGCAUGUCCAAACACGAGUACAGCUUUGUGAGCAGCGAGCCUCUGGGUCGAGACCAGUACAAGGAAAUGUACCUGUUCGUUUACAGGAAAGACAAAGUGUCGGUCAUGGAUACGUACCAGUACCCAGACCCCGAGGACGCCUUCAGCCGUGAACCUUUCGUGGUCAAGUUUUCAGCCCUAGGCUUAGGUGAGGCCGGCCCCCCACCCCGCGCCCACCCCCGCCCAUCGGCUCCACCCCUGACCCCACCCCUGUCAGCAGCCGCCAAGGAGCUGGUGAUGAUUCCGCUGCACGCAGCCCCGCGCCACGCCGUGGCAGAGAUAGAUGCACUCUACGAUGUAUACCUGGACGUGAUCGACAAGUGGGGCAUUGACGACAUGUUGUUCCUGGGAGACUUCAACGCUGACUGCAGCUAUGUGCGGGCGCAGGACUGGGCUGCCAUCCGCCUGCGCAGCAGCCAGGUUUUUAAGUGGCUUAUCCCAGACAGUGCCGACACCACGGUGGGCAACUCCGACUGCGCCUAUGACCGCAUCGUGGUGUGUGGUGCCCGCCUGCGCAGAAGCCUGAAGCCCCAGUCGGCUAAGGUGUACGAUUUCCAGGAGGACUUCAGUCUGAGCCAGACUCAGGCUCUCGCCAUCAGUGACCACUUUCCUGUGGAGGUGACCCUUAAGUCACAUUAACAGUCUUGAGGCCCGGCCAGGGCGCACCAGCCACACUGUGGAAUGGCCCCACAGUGGCUCCUUCAGGGUGGCAGCUACCUCCCAGUGAGGCCAUAGGGCAGGGUCUGCUGGGCGUGGACAAGUAGCCAUCCACACAUCAUGGGACCACUCAGAACUUGGUUCACUAUCUGUGAGACUUGCUACCACUGUCUACCACAGGGUUGUUGUGAAGAGUCCGUAUGAAGGUUAUUGGCUGCAGUGCUGAGCACAUGUCUGUGCUCAAUAAAUGAGCACAGAUCAGCCAGGACCACAUAUAGGUUGCUUCCAAGGUCUCUGUGUCUUCUCUAAGGAUUCGGCUCCUGUGGGGCAUGAGGCUUAGUCCUUGGUCCAAGGUCAGGGAACAGGAAAGUCUGGCCUGCCCUUUCAUGUCCUGGUGGGAAUUAGCCCCCUCUGGGGAGCCACUGCUUGCAAGAACUUAUAUUGUGAGUACAGCUUGGACAGUUACAGCGCCAGUGCUUCCUUCCGCCAACUUCCUGGGCCCUGGUGGAUUUCAGAGCUGGUGUCCCCAGGCUCACCUUCAGGCCUUAUUCCUGGGUCCUGCAGAGAGCCUUACUUGUCUGUACCCUGGGCCCUGUCUCACCCAGUACUGUGUGGAGGUCAGGGAAGCUGGCCCUUUGCCCCAGCUGGUCAGUUCAGAAAGCUCUUCUCAGCCCAGGAAGGUGGCUGGAGACUAUGUGCUUCUCAAAUUGCACACCAUGCCAUGGCACAGCCCUUCAAGGAUACCUUCCUGUGUAGUUUCAUGUUCAGGAGCCUUGGGGUGGGUAAGGGCUAGUCAGAGUGAUUUCUGUAACCUGGCUGAGCCAUCACAUUAGGGGUCACCAGGCCAAUGACAGGCACCCAAUAGAGUGGUUUCUGUUUUUUUCUUUUUUUUUUGAGAUGAGUCUCACUGUUGCCCAAGCUGUGGCAUCAUCAUAGUUCACAGCAACCUCAAACCACUGGGCUCCAGUGAUCCUCCUGCCUCAGCCUCCCAAGUAGCUGGGACUACAGGUGCCUGCCAUGACACACAGCUGAUUUUUUUCUAUUUUUAGUAGAGAUGGAGUCUCUCUCUUGCUCAGGCCUGGUCUUAAGCCCAAACCCAUUUUUAGAGAUCAUUCCCAAGCUUUUUUAAUUUUUUUUCUUGAGUUUCAAGCUGUAGCCCUGGGUAGAGUGUUGUGGCGUCACAGAUCACAGCAACCUCCAACUUCCUGAGCUUAAGGGAUGCUCCCACCCUUGGCCUUACAGAGCGCUGAGAUUACAGGCAUGAGCCACUACACCUAGUUCAGUUUCUGGUUUUUGAAACACCUGCAUAAUCUGGGAACUGGCCUGAGUUAUAGGAGAGGAAAAAUCUUUGUUUCAAGGAUCUGGACAAGUUUGCUAAAAUAGAACUUAGGAAUAUCCC
Molecule: messenger RNA, 2329 nt
Organism: Nycticebus coucang (slow loris)
Lineage: Eukaryota; Metazoa; Chordata; Mammalia; Primates; Lorisidae
Gene: DNASE1L2
Product: deoxyribonuclease 1 like 2
Biological process (GO): DNA catabolic process
Cellular component (GO): nucleus
Molecular function (GO): DNA nuclease activity
Source: RefSeq, a predicted model, not a curated record